AUGAACUCAAAGAAUACUAUUGUUUAUGUUAAGGUGAAGGGAAAGCGACCCGAUGGUUUUGUUGAUCCACCAGUGUUUGAGUGGAAUAUACAGAAGGAAAAGAAACUCUGGAGUCUACUUUCCCAACUCAAUGACCCUGACAAGGAGAUAGACUGGGCGUUAUUAGCAGAGGGGCUGGAUGCACCCAUAUAUUUUUUAAAGCGUCGUUGCUAUGAGCUAUUUACAAAACAUUUUGAAUUAUUAAGACAGCAAAUAGAUAGGAAGAACAAAAAUGCGCUUACAGACCGGUCUGAAACACCUGAAAGAGAUAGUACUGAAGAGAUUACGAAGGAGGUAAACUUUUUAAAUCAGCUACCAGUGAGAACCCCAGGUACAAUACAAGAGGAAUUCAACGAGGACAAUGGGCCCAAAGAUAAAAAUAAAACACCUGAUACAACGAAGAAAGCCAUUGAACAACUUAAAUCAUCACGAAUACUAAACUUUAAAGGAAAUAAACUCGAUUAUAACAAUAGAGAGGUGGGCUUAACUAGAUAUGAUAGUACAUAUGAAAAAGAAGGGGUACAUACGGAAGAAACAGAAAGCGAGCUUUCCUCCAGUUUGGGCGUUAGUAAAUCUACCCUAGAAGAGGCAUUAAUGGACAAGCUUCAAAUCUGA
This is a messenger RNA of Nakaseomyces glabratus, 654 nucleotides long. RefSeq names its product Atg29p (gene ATG29). Gene Ontology annotation, biological process: autophagosome assembly. NCBI's taxonomy places the organism in Eukaryota, Fungi, Ascomycota, Saccharomycetes, Saccharomycetales, Saccharomycetaceae. The record is from RefSeq and is a predicted model, not a curated record. Gene Ontology annotation, cellular component: phagophore assembly site.